Sycon ciliatum is the source of this 3680-nucleotide messenger RNA. RefSeq names its product TGF-beta receptor type-1-like. Gene Ontology annotation, molecular function: ATP binding; transmembrane receptor protein serine/threonine kinase activity. The transcript is spliced from 10 exons. Gene Ontology annotation, cellular component: plasma membrane. The record is from RefSeq and is a predicted model, not a curated record. The coding region runs from base 457 to 2721 and encodes 754 amino acids. Gene Ontology annotation, biological process: protein phosphorylation; cell surface receptor protein serine/threonine kinase signaling pathway. Lineage: Eukaryota; Metazoa; Porifera; Calcarea; Leucosolenida; Sycettidae.
GUUUUUUCUCACGCCUUGUACACUCAGUGUCUGUUCAGCUCGAGUGCGAUGUUUUGUCUGAAAAGCAGCGAAAACGGCUCGACGCGAGCUGCGAAGCUACAUGCACCGGUAGUUUGUACGCCAUCCAUGUCGAUGUAGCCUUGCGCUUCUACCGGGCCCCGUGGGGUGUAUGGCGGAUAACGAAUACAGACUCAGUCGCCAAGUGGAAACUUUUCUCGAAGUUCUUCCACGCGGACAGGUCAUUCGAGCAGUUUCCUCGUGUGCGAGAGGCGUGAUGGCUUCCGUCUCAUCUGUAGUCUGCUAGAGGUGUGUCUGAAAUUAGCUCGCUAGGUUUGUGUCCGCAACGCAGCGGCAGGUCUUUGCUGUUCCGAUUACAGUGUGUCCAGCACAGCUUGUGUCUCCCGUGCCAAACGUGUUUCGACUUGCUACCCAAAAACCUCCGCCAACGUUACGGGAAUGCAAGGUUGUUCCUUGAACGUUGAAGAGGAAACACGUGCCUUGUCGGAGAUAAAGCCUAGAGGAGUUCGUCUCAACAUUCCGCAUUCGCCUGGCUCGCUUCUCCCGUCUCCGGAAAAGGAAAGGCGUCGGAGAGGCUAUAGUUCCUCCCAACCGUUGGAGCAAGCAACCCGCCAGCCGCCUGCACGACCGAGCAUGCAGCGUACCGAACCAGCGGUAUCCAGCAGACGAAUCACCCUGCCUUCGGCAAGAGCCUUGCUGAUUGCAAGGACGAUGGUGGUGAUGCUGCUGCUGCUGGGCCAACGAGUCGACGCGAUGCAGAAAUGCUCUUGCACGCUGGGCGCGGCGGACUGCGACGGUCCUAACUGGUGCCACGGUAAGGUGUGUUGGCAUCAGUGGCGGAUCACUGGCAACCCACGUAACGGCACGUGCCUCUGGCAGGCAGGCUGCAACAAGGACCCUCACAUUACCUUCACCAACGACAAACACGAGCCAAGCUUCACCGUGUGGGUAAAUGCUACGCUGCUGAAGCACCCCGAUGACUAUCGCAGCAGCAGUACGGUUCUUGAGGCGGCCGCACACUGCGGUGGAAUGGAGCUGUGCACCGAUCGGUACAACGCUACUCGACUGUUUCACGUGCAUGAGUGCUCACCGACCUUCUGGCGCUGGAAUGUCAACCACGCCUAUACACCUCUGGUUGGGCAAGGACAAGCAGCUUAUGACAAGAAUGAGGCACUUCAGAAGUUUAUGUCGUGGGAAGAGGACGACUGGAAAACAAUUCGGAGAUGCAGCAAUGAUAGCAAUGCCUGUACUAAGGCCACCUAUGACCGUUACCUUCGGCUGGGCAUUGCCAAGAACGUCACUGUCCAGUACAUGACGGGAGAUGGUCUAGCGACCAUCACUCCAGCUCCCAGCGGCCUGCGUCCUGGGAAAUCCCCCUCCUGGUCGACGUCCACCCUGAUCACGGUCAUCUGCUGCCUGUGCGUCUGCCUCGUCUGCUCAUCCUGGAGUGCCUACCUGGUGGGCAGCUACCGUGGCAACGCAGCAAGACGAGCCAAUCACGACCUGGCUAGGUCAUGUGACGUGAUGAUGGAUACGCUGGACAUGUUCAGUCCCAGGAACUAUCUCAACUUUCUGAGCAAUCGAUCUCCACUCGCCAGCCGUGUGAACAUUCAGAGUCGCUGCACUGAGGGAGCGUUCUCUGCUAUCUGUGACUGCCAGUGGCAGCCGCCAGACACACGCCUGGCAGCAGAGCGCGCCAUGGUUAGAAUCUAUGACGGUGGCAUGCUCAACGCCCGCUACUGGGUGCACGAAUGCCUGCUCUAUGAUCUGUUUAGUCUGAGACACUCGAAUGUGGUCAAGUUUUUGGAAGGUGGAAUUCAGGUGAAACCUUUUGUAAAGGACAUCUGGAUUGUGUACGAGGACUGUGCAAGAGGCAGCCUGCAUGGAUACUUGCUGAACCACAGGGGAGUGGAGCUUGAACAAGGCCUGCGAAUCAUGCGCGACGUGGCCGCCGGGCUCUGCUAUCUCCACGAGGAGGAGGAGCGUGCCAGCUGCCAGCAGCGUCGCUACUCGCCGAUCAAGCCGCGCGUCGCCCACUGCCACCUGAACCCCAGCAACGUGUUCAUGCGCUCCGACGGCUCGGCGUGCAUCGGAGAUCUUGGCAACGCUGUGGUGCAGCUACGCCACGCUCUUGGAUUGACGAGACGCAAAUCCGAGUUUGGAGAUGUGUUCAAGCCGAGCACGUACAACUUUGUCCCAGUGGUGGGCAGUCCACGCUAUGCUUCGCCGGAGAUGCUGUCCACGUGGGUGGACGCGUAUGAAGACUUUGAUAUCCUGCUGGCGUCCGAUAUCUACAGCUUCUCACUGAUCAUGUGGGAGAUUCUUGUCAUGUGCCCUGUUGGACCAGGUCCAUCACGCUACACACAAGCCUACAGCAGCUUGGUAGAGGACUGUCCCAGCAUGAAUGAGAUGAGAGAUCUCGUGGUGGGUGGUCAGCAGCGACCUUCGCUCCAUGACGCCUGGAUGGCAGCUGAGCACUACAAGACUGCCGUCGCCAUCAUGGUUAGCAGCUGGAACAGCACAUGGGCGUGUCGACCGAGCUCCGGAAAGGUCCUACGCUCCCUCAAUGAUCUGUCGGUGGUCGCGGUGACCCAGAACGGUGAGAGAUGUGACGACACAGUCAGUACCACACCCGUGGCUGGAUCUCUCGACGUCUGUGACACCGCAACACUCAGCAGCUGCGUCACCCAGCAGUCAGUCUAGCCGCAUGUGAGUCUAGCAGCACCGUGCUAAACUUCCUCUCCUCUCUGCUCCACCUCUUGUUUGCUAGAAUUAGCAACGCUGCCGCCAACACUCUCUUAUUGGCGAUGGUGCCAUCGCGAGAAUAAAGAAUUCAACACAUCGCGCUGUGUCCACAGCCAUACUAAGUGGUCUCUUUGAUGCAAAAACAUCUCACUCUUUCAUUGAACUUGCCCUGCAACAAUAACACGGAAGAAAAACACUCAGCUCUCACCUACCCCCCUCCCUCUUCUCUCACAGAGCGUUUCUCCAGGGCUCCUGAUCUCCGCAGCCACGCUUUUGCUGAAACAUUUCUCGCACACAUGUACAUGACAUUACAUCAUCUCCUCAAUUGUCUUCUGCUUGUUCAUUGCUUCAAUAUUCCAUUUAUUCCAUUACCUAAUCGCUCACCUUUUCUUGUAUUGAUCACCCUCGAUCUGGACAGGCCACUUCCAGGCGCUUGGCGGGCAAGUAAAACAUUGUUUUGCGGCAAAGAAACCAUUUUGCAUGUUUAUUGAGACAUUGUAAGUUAAUCUCCUUUUUGAAAUGCCCUUCCUCCUGAAAUUUAUUUGUAGUCUGCUAGGCGGAUCUCCUCCAGUACACAUUAGAAUCCUUCCAAAACAAUGGAGCUGGUAGCAAUCCUCACACCCCCCACUCCAAAAAAAACAAUGUUAUUCAUUCUAGGAACAAUGGAGCUGGUAGCAAUCCUUACACCCCCCCCCCCCAAAAAACAAUGUUAUUCAUUCUAGGUUUCCUGUUCCUCUUGCGGAUCUCCUUCAUGAUGAUGAAUUGCUUCACUUUCUGUCAUUUCAUUGACAGUUUAUUUCAAGACUCAUUCCCUGUUCCAGCUGGAUACUUUCAGUAAAAAUAAUAUAUUCUGUUGACAUUACCGCUGUUGGCUCAUUCCUGGAUGCUCAGUUGGCUAAUGUAUUCUAAUAGGGUAC